Messenger RNA from Epinephelus lanceolatus (giant grouper), 2294 nucleotides. It is a transcript of the gene tmem200a, whose product is annotated as transmembrane protein 200A. The record is from RefSeq and is a predicted model, not a curated record. NCBI's taxonomy places the organism in Eukaryota, Metazoa, Chordata, Actinopteri, Perciformes, Serranidae.
CUUUACUUUGCUCCAGGUUACAGCCUAAUCCCCCCGCAUGCCUAAUGGCACAGUGACAGACACACACUCGGCUCUGUGCAAAGGUUCAGUAUGACUGCAGCAGCAGGUGUGCUAACAGGCUUGGCUAAGCUAAAGCGCCAAGACUCCGCCCGCUCUCAGCACCGGCCCUUACCUACAUCACCAGGCCUGGGAAACUCCGCCCCAGAAGCUGCCCCCAGAAAGCGGAAACGACGCACAGAUGUUGUUGUAGUACGUGGUAGGCUCCGACUCUACUCUGCCUCUGGGUUUUUCCUUCUCCUGGGACUGGUCAUCUUGGCCGUAGGGAUCGGCAUGGCGACGCUGGGUUACUGGCCGCACAGUGAAACCACGCCCUCGGCCAGAUUGCCGACUGGAGGAGGAUCUAACACAGCAACUGCUGGAGGAGCUAAAAUAUCUGCCUCAGAGGAAAAUGGAGGCAAGUUGGCCGUCACAGACGAGGACGUGGCUAACUCCAGCACAAGUCAUAAUGUGCAGGGCACACCCUCCAAGCAGACCGGGGGCAUCCUGACACGGUUCCUGGAACAACAUCGUCACUCUGAGAGGAUGAAGAUGUUCGGGCCCUUCACCAUGGGCAUUGGGAUUUUCAUCUUCAUCUGUGCUAAUGCCAUUCUUCAUGAAAACAGAGACCGAGAAACUAAGAUAAUCCACAUGAGAGACAUGUACUCCACCGUCAUUGACAUCCAUCGCCUCAGGCAGAGGGAGCAAAAACACCACCAUCACCGCAACAGCACCUAUGCAAGAGAAGCUGGGGAUCUUCGGGCCUUUGGAGCUGAUAACACAGCACGCAUGGCCAGCAACUCCCUCCUGGCGUUCUCUUCUCGAGCUGGAGGCAGCGUUGGAGGCGGAGGGUCUACAGAAGAAGAGGAGGUGCUAUUAGGGGACGAGGAGUUUAACAGACAAAGGGGACAGGCUAAGUUGGAUUGUAGCUUUGCAGGGCUGCUGGCGCCACUCUACAAGGAUCGGCCCUUCUACGGUCCGGGAUUGGCUCGGUCGGAUUCGAUACGCCACCAGUGGUCAGUGGAUGGAGAUGGGGAGAAGGGAGGGCAUCACGCACGCUCUAUUGUCUCCUCCUCUUUAUCUGCAUUUACUCUCCCUGUUAUAAAACUCAACAACUGUGUUAUUGACGAACCGGAGAUGGAGGCAAUUACUGAGGAGGAGAGAGGAGGAGAGAGAAGAGAAGGAGAGAGGUCACAGCCUCUGAGCUCCAUGGAGUCUCUGGUGGUCCCUGUAGCAUCUGUUGCCAAGGCCUCCAAACCGCCAGGAUUACACAGGAGUAACUCCGCCUCCUCUUCCUCCCACUGCUCCUCUGUAUCCUCUUGCUCCAUCUCCCCCGCUCCCUCCUCUACCUCAGGCUGCUGGCUCUCCCCGGGAGCAGCGAGGAGUGACUUUGGUUCAAACUCCUCUCUGCACAUGCUCAGCAGCCACUCCAAAUCUCUGGACCUGGAGCGCAGGCCGAGCAUGCUCAGCGUGCACCCGGAGCAGCGGAAGCACCCCAGCUGGCCCCGCCUUGACCGUAGCAACAGCAGCCGUAGUAACAGCAGUAAAGGCUACGUGCGGCUGGAGGACAGGGAAGAGCAAGGGGAGCGGCUGUUGGAUGCAACAGUGCGACGCGAAUACAGCAGGCGGGAGAAGCUGCUAAUGAUAUCAAGGUCGCAUAACAAUCUGAGUUUUGAGCAUGACGAGUUUAACAGCAGCACACUGAAGAGGGGAAGCUCUGAGACUCGGUUCUGAAGACGCUGAACAAAACGCUGAAGACAGUUCUGUCAAUUGCUCUCCACACUGUGUACAGUGAGUUGGUGUCGGGGGGAAACUGACAAGUUUAACAGCUGCACCCUGGAGAGAGGAGAGCGGAAACUCAAACGCAGUUUCAAAGACUCUUUUUGUGAGCAGCAGGCUGGAGAGCUGUGGGUAAUGGACCAUCAUACACAGCAGAAGGUUCAGGCCUCAUGUCAGCAAGAUGCUAACCGCCUACUGUGUCAGGUCCAGAGGUGCUGGUCUGUGCCUGACCCUGACCUGUGACCUCUGUGGAGGGAGGCAAUUGAAAAUAGAAGUUCCCUACAGGGUUCAAUAAAAUGAAUCACAUUAUAUCAUCAAACCUCUUCCUGACGUACAGCGAGUGAGUGAACUCUGAUGGAUGGAGUGUGAAGAACUGUCCAGAUACAAGAGCUGCUGCAGUGCGAGCAGAAGAUGAGAAUAUUUUAUGGGGCCUUUGUGAUUUGAUUUCUCCCUCUAAAAUAAAUGUUAUUUAUUCCUAA